CCCACGGCGCCGGGCCGCCGGCCGGAUGGGGCCAUGGCGGAGCAGCGCAAGUGCACGUUGAGCAAGCUGCGGGGGGACGCCCUGUGCGCCUUCAGCUACGGGGGCCCCCCGUGCUCCGGCCAGGGGCCCGAGCUGCAGCCAGGACACGGCGGCAGCACCAACCUGCUCAGCGGCAGCUGGGUCUUCUACAGCGCGGGGGGCGCCUCCUGCCCGCCGGCCGCCCUGCUCAGCCCCGGGAAAGCCGUGCUCACCGUGGAUGCUUCGUCUACCCAGAUCCUGACGGCCAACAAGGCAGCCUGUGCCCUGCUGGGGGUGAUGGGCACCCAGGUGGGCAGUAAGCGACUCUGCGACUUCCUGGUUAUGAAGAAGGGGCAGUACGCCCUGGCGGAUGCCGACGUCGACAAGGCCGGAGAGGUGGUGGUCAUCGCUGGGAAAGUGAUGGACCUGAUCGACAGUGACGGUGAGGUGGUGCCGGUAUCCGUCUGGGUCCGUAAGCUCGACUCGGACUCUGAGCCCCGCUGCCUGGUGGUCAUGGAACCCGUUCAGAGGACCACAGCUACGGUCACCUUUGAUGCCGCCAGGGGCCAGAUCCUGACUGCGGACAAGAGCCUAGCCGUCCUGUGUGGUUAUUCCGAAGGUUCAGACCUGGAGGGUACUCCUAUCACGGACAUCAUCCCGUCCCUGGUGCUGCCCCCUGCCGAAGACGGUGUGCUCAAGACGGUGCGCAAGCAGCAGGCCACGGGGCGCACGCGGGACGGCGGCAGUUUCCCGCUGAGCAUCCUGCUGGAGCCGCUCUCCGACGGCGUGGAGGGGCGGGGGCCGCCUUCCCUCCCGACGGCCUACCGAGGCGUUGUCUGGGUGUUUGCCAACAUCAGCGGCAUGAUCACGGUGCUGCCAGACGGAUGCAUCCACUCCUGCAACACAAACUUCUCUCUCAUGCUCUUCGGAUACAGCCAGUCCCAGCUUCAGGGGAAGCACAUUACGGUGCGAUCCACGUCGGCAGCGGAGCCCCUGGCUCCGCUGGUAGGCCCGUCCGGGGAGGGCGGGGAAACUUCGGGGGCAGCGGGGACGAGCGGGGACAUCAACGGCAACGUGGGGCUCAAGGUUUCGACGAGUGCCGACCAGCUGGACUCGUGUCCCUUGAGGGGCGGGGGCGACCUCUAUUCGGGAGACUCGUCCACGCUCAAGACGGAGACCCAGCACCGCGGGGCACACCACGCAUCCCGAGAGGACUCCUCGUGCACCUCUUCCGCUCGUCUCCUGCGCGGGCUCGUCGAAGAGGAGGAGGACGAAGACGACCUCGUGCUCCCCUUGGGCGAGGUGCGCCUCUCGACGUCGGACAGCUUCCACUCCACGUCGACGAUGACGUCGAGCACGGUGCACAGCUCGGAGGAGAACACGCAGGAGGACGGGGCGCCACGCCGCAACUCCUGGCGCCCCAACAACGUUUCCCCGUCGUCCAGGGCGGGCGAGGACGCAGCGUCGGGGGAGCGGGCCCUCCGUGCCGAGCUCAAGACCUUCAGGAGCUCCGAAUCACUGCUGAGCAUCGCUGAGGGGUCCUAUACGGGUCAAGGUCGUCAUCGAGACGGCUCCCACAUUGCGAUAGUGUACCAGAUCCGGAGGGUGGAGCUGGAGGAAGGAUCCUCCAUCUACUGUCUCUGGGUGUCGCGUGACCUGGAGGUGGAUGGUUACGUGCCCCAGUACCCGACACCGUCCUGCCCACUCAGGUCCCUCACCCUCGGAUCGUCCUGCUCGGACGGCGAAUCGUCGCACAACAACGCCGACCCGGAGGACCCCGAUCACAAUGCCGCACCCAACGAGUCUGCAGAGAGUACAGAGUCCGAGUACACUGGAGGCAUCUAUUCGGACCACUACACCACCCUGCAACAGAUCGGCAAGGGUGCCUACGGCUGCGUCAAGAUGGCGUACCGCAAGACCGACCGCCUUCUGGUGAUCACCAAGUUCAUCCGCAAGAGCAAGGUGUACGAAGAGAGCUGGGUGACGGACAGUCUGAUUGGCCGGGUUGUGCCCCUGGAAGUGAGCCUGCUCACCACCCUGCACCACCCCAACAUUGUCAGGGUGCUGGACGUCUUCGAAAACGCCGGACACUUCCAGAUGGUCAUGGAGAAGCACGGCGCCGGCAUGGACCUCUUCGAGUUCAUCGACAGGUCCCCCUGCCUCGACGAGCCCUUGGCCUCCUAUGUCUUCCGCCAGGUGGUCAGUGCCCUGUCCUACCUGCACGGCCUGCGGGUGCUCCACCGGGACGUGAAGGACGAGAACAUCAUCCUGGACGAGUGCUUCCACGUCAAGCUCAUCGACUUCGGCUCGGCUGCCUUCAUGGGCCCCGACCGGUACUUCACCACCUUCUGCGGCACCGUCGAAUACUGCAGCCGGAGGUUCUGCAGGGCAACCCCUACGCUGGGCCCGAGCUGGAGAUGUGGGCCUUGGGGGUGACGCUGUACACCCUCAUCUUCGGGGAGAACCCCUUCCUGGACGUCGAGGAGACCAUCUCAGCCUGUCUGAGGCCCCCAUACGAGACCUCCGAAGAGCUGUGGGGUCUGGUCUCGUGGCUGCUGCACCGUGACCCCCAGAAGCGUUGCACCCUGCCGGAAGCGGAGCGCCACCCGUGGACCACGCAGCCCGUGUGCCCGGAAAGCUACCGCUUCGAAGACGUGGUUCAUGCCACCCCGGAGGAGAUCUGUCCAUCCAAGUACUUCCAGCAAGACGGCUCUAUCUACUUCAGCUGCAGCCUGUAUGACAUUGGCAAGGGGGCGGCGGCCGCUCGUACCCCGAGCUGCGGCAGCUCGGCCAGCCGUUCGAGCCACACGAGGGUCCAGUCGCACGGUCUUGCUACGGCCAACCCUGACGAAGCGGCCGACCCUGACGGAGCGGCCGCGGCUGGCACGUCCGGUCCGAUCUACGAGUCGACCGACAUCUUAGAAGGCCUGGAAAGCUGUUCCUAGAAAAGACGGGUCUCGGCCUGCGUCUUCAUUAACCCGUCCCUCUUUUAAAAUUUAUUUCGGUUUAAAAUUUUAGGUGAAGAAUCCGACGUCGUUUUUACACUUUACAAGCCCCUCAUAUUUACUUUCUUUUAAAUUUGCGAAUCUUCCAACGGCAGUGCGUCGCGACUUGCUUCGUCUUGUUUUGGUCUAAAUUUUUGGACCGGAACCUACCGUCAUUUUUGCACUUCUCGAACCGCUCGUAGUCACUGUUCGGAUUCGCAGGAUCCUCGACACCGGCGCGUCGGGACUCGCUCAGAAUCUUUAGCACUGUGGCGGAGUUUUACGGUGCAUUUGUUAUUCCGCGGCAAAGUGAGCUCUUUUGCCGAGUGUUAUAUAACGGAUCGCGUUGCGUCUUAGAACUUGAAAAGGGAACAGAACACAUAAACAUUAUAUUAUAUAUAUAUUUUUUACUGUGGCGUCACGCUUAGUUUUUUAGAGUUUUGAAAAUGUCCGAAUGGUUUUGAUGGGAAUGACGCAAUAUUCUCGACCCGCAAGACUUGUACAUAUGACGCAACCAUGUUUCUUUUUUCUUUCUUGGCCGACAUUCCAAAGCUAUGAAAACGGCGAGACCUGCAACAAAGGUUUUGGGAGCACUCUGUUGAUUGAAGCCUGUGUUGCUGGUCUCCCUUUUUCUCAAUUUUUUUUACUCUCCCGGCAAAAAACAGUUGUCGGAACAUUUAGCUUAACCAUGUCCUAAGCCACAUCACCUGUUCUUUUUCUGGCUUAUUCUUGCAGCCAAAGUUUCAUGCCUCCCAAAUCGCCGAAGAACUCUUAGUGUGAAUAUUUGAACGAAAAAAAGCCCAACGUGGCUUUGAACAGGUUUUGAGCAGAGAACUGUACAUACAUGUAUUUAUUGACAAAUAAAUGUUUACUAGAAGAA
Messenger RNA from Ixodes scapularis (black-legged tick), 3882 nucleotides. RefSeq names its product PAS domain-containing serine/threonine-protein kinase-like. Gene Ontology annotation, biological process: intracellular signal transduction; negative regulation of glycogen biosynthetic process; protein phosphorylation. The record is from RefSeq and is a predicted model, not a curated record. Gene Ontology annotation, molecular function: protein serine/threonine kinase activity; ATP binding. Lineage: Eukaryota; Metazoa; Arthropoda; Arachnida; Ixodida; Ixodidae. Gene Ontology annotation, cellular component: cytoplasm; nucleus; cytosol.